This is a messenger RNA of Ictidomys tridecemlineatus (thirteen-lined ground squirrel), 1311 nucleotides long. RefSeq names its product ankyrin repeat domain 22 (gene Ankrd22). The record is from RefSeq and is a predicted model, not a curated record. NCBI's taxonomy places the organism in Eukaryota, Metazoa, Chordata, Mammalia, Rodentia, Sciuridae. Gene Ontology annotation, molecular function: protein binding.
UUUCAUUAGUCUGGUUUCUCUAGAAGGUGUGUUGCUGCCUGCAUUUCUGGGAAAGAACCCUCACAAGUGUGGAAAGAAAGGGCUUGCCACAGGUUUGGGCUUCUAGGGACCUUUCUCUUCAGGAAGGAUUUUAAUGUUCAUCAGAAAUACCUCCAGAGAACUCAAGAAGCUGUGGAGGUGAAGUAAGCCCGUGAAGAAUCAGAAUGGGAAUCCUGUACUCCGAGCCCAUCUGCCAGGCAGCCUACCAGAAUGACUUGGGUCAAGUGUGGCGCUGGGUAAGAGAAGACAACUGCAAUAUCAACAUUCAAGAUGGCUUCAACGGAGACACCCCCCUCAUUUGUGCUUGCAGACGAGGGCACGUGAAAAUUGUUUCCUUCCUCUUAAAAAGGAAUGCUAAUGUCAACCUCAAAAACCAGAAAGAGAGAACCUGCUUGCAUUAUGCUGUGAAGAAAAGAUUUACCUUCUUUGAUUAUCUGCUCAUUGUCCUCUUGAUGCCUGUCCUGCUUAUUGGGUAUUUUCUCAUGGUAUCGAAGACAAAGCAGAAUGAGGCUCUUGUGCGAAUGCUCCUUAAUGCUGGCGUCCAAGUUGAUGCUAAAGACUGUUAUGGCUGCACUGCAUUACAUUAUGCCUGCAAAAUGAAAAACCAGACUCUCAUCCCACUGCUCCUGGAAGCCGGUGCAAACCCCAUGAUAAAGGACAAGAAUGGUGAAAGCUCACUGGAUAUUGCACAGAGAUUAAAAUUUUCCCAGAUUGAAUUCAUGCUAAGGAAAGCAUUAUAAUCCUGCGACCUCAGAGAUAGAGAUACCAACAAAGUUAAAGGACUGCGUUCUGUCUCCAUCUUGGACUACUGGUCUGUGCCAUUCCACCUGGGAACCUUGACUUAAUGGGACAACGAUGACUGCCAUAGUUAAUGUUUCUGAAGAGCCUUUCAUGUAUAAUAUUUUUUACUCAGCAGAGUAUACCAUGGCCACCAUUCUUCUAGGGAAAACAUUAAAGUUGUUGGUGUCUCCAAUUUUGCCCAAAACUGAUAUUUCAAACUCAGUUUCUCCUGAGGAAGAUCAUCAGUGUUAUUUGAGGUAGAGUCCUCUCCUCCCAGUCGUGUCAGGCUUGUGAAGAGUCUAUCCUGUCUAUCUCAUGCACUAAGAGACAAAUUGUUCCUCUCAGGUUCCUUUAACUACCAAGAGGAAGAAUCAAAGUAUGUACAUUUGUAUAGAACUGUGUAAAUGUGUGUGUGGCGGAGCAGUUUAGAGAGUCCAGUGUAAACAUUCCUUGGAUCAAAACAACUUCAAUAAAAACACCUCUCAGUUGUCA